This is a messenger RNA of Penicillium malachiteum, 1128 nucleotides long. Its product is annotated as DUF3431 domain-containing protein. NCBI's taxonomy places the organism in Eukaryota, Fungi, Ascomycota, Eurotiomycetes, Eurotiales, Aspergillaceae. Bases 1 to 1128 code for a protein of 375 amino acids. The transcript has a single exon. The record is from RefSeq and is a predicted model, not a curated record.
AUGAGUCGUCAGGCACAAAGAUCAACAAACCAAUUGCUGCUCUUCUGCAUUGCUUUUCUCGUCAUUAUUUAUCUGAAUCGACCACAAUCACAAGAGAAAGCAUUCUCCUGGACCAAAGUCCGGUACCAGACAACAGCACGCACACUCCCAGCAACUCAGGGAAUAUGUCCCAAACUCUCAUCAUCAAGCAAGCCCGCUCUGGUAGUGUCACGAGUAUCAGCAGAUGGGGAUCCAAGCUGGCUAAAUGCCUUAGCAAAGCACUACCAUUUAUGCGUAUAUGAAGUCGACGCGGUAGAUGAAAGUUCAAUGUAUCUUCAAGUCCCUGCGAACCGUGGCCAUGAAGCCAUGGCCUAUUUGACUUUUAUCAUCGACAAUUAUGCGGAGAUACCCGCAUCCGGCGCUGUUUUCGUUCAUGGUUCCCGCUGGGCUUGGCAUAACGAUUCACCCGAUUAUGAUAACCUCGCAUUACUUUCUAUUCUGGAUGUUCCGCGCGCUCUAGAACCAUCUGGUUACUAUAAUCUGCGCUGUGACUGGAGUACCAGUACCUGUUUACCGUCUGUAGCUGCGCAGGGAUCGCUGGAGAUGAGAUUACAGUCUGCUGUUGAACCGUGGAGUGCACGUGCGGCGUCGGAUAUCGCGUUGCCGCGCGCCUUGGCGUCGAUCUUUGGUGGAGAAGAGUUCAUGUCUAAGAAGGAAAAGGCGGAUUUGGAGCUCAGAAGAACGGAUAUCGUGCGGUCGCAGUGCUGUGCGCAGUUUGUUGUCUCGCGGGAACGCGUUUGGCAACAUUCGCGAGCGGAGUAUGUUGCGUUGAGGCAGUGGUUGCUUGAUGGUACUGGGAAUCAAGGUGAUUCUCGCACGCGGGACGGUAAGGCGGCGCCUGCUGAUGACCGGGUUGCUGGACGCGUGUUAUCAUAUAUGUGGCAUAUCUUAUUUGCGAAGCCUAAUUCUGAUGGGCAGCUGAUUUUGAGUCAGCUCAAUAAGGACGCUUGUCCUAGUGCGGCCGAGUGUUAUUGUCGAUUGUAUGGUCGGUGCGAUCUUCAAUGUCCUAAUCCUGGGACUUGUCGAGAUCAAUAUCGGAUCCCGCCGAAUUACAGACUUCCUGAAGAUUGGGCAGAUACCCAUUCAUAG